CAUUAAUGGUUGAUGGAUCUCCAAAUUCCGGAAGACCAAUACCCAACACCUUUCUUGGAGCAUUCUUUGAGGAGAUUAAUCAUGCCGGUGCUGGGGGAUUGUGGGCAGAACUUGUGAGCAAUAGAGGUUUUGAAGCAGGAAGAGGGAGUGGUAGUCCUUCAAGUAUUUAUCCAUGGAGAGUAAUUGGAAAUGAAUCAUUGAUUUCAGUUUCAACGGAUCUGACGUCAUGCUUUGAACGUAACAAAAUGGCUCUACGCAUGGAAGUGCUUUGUAAUGGACCAAAAUCUUGUCCUCCUGCUGGUGUUGGUGUCUCUAACCCUGGUUAUUGGGGCAUGAAUAUUGAGAAGGGAAAAAAAUAUAAACUUGUGAUGUAUGUUAAAGUUAAAGCUAGUGGACCAGUUGAUUUACAAGUUUCAUUGACGGGAUCUAUUGCUUAUAUUAUAUACGUUCUUGGCAGCGUCAUGACAGAUAAUAAUAUUUUAAAGUGGAUAAAAUUGGAGGGAAUAUUAGAAUCAAAGGCAACAAAUCAUAAUUCAAACCUUCAAAUAACAACUACUACGAGAGCCAUAUUAUGGUUAGAUCAAGUAUCACUUAUGCCUUUGGACACAUAUAAGGGUCAUGGUUUCCGAAUGGAUCUUUUUAAAAUGGUGGCAGAUUUGAAACCAAAAUUUUUGAGAUUUCCAGGUGGUUGCUUUGUUGAAGGAUACUAUCUGAAGAAUGGAUUUCAGUGGAAAAAUACAAUUGGAGCAUGGGAGCAGAGACCCGGUCACUAUGGUGAUGUUUGGAAAUAUUGGACUGAUGAUGGAUUUGGCUUUUUUGAGAUGCUUCAAUUAGCAGAGGACCUUGGUGCAUUGCCAAUAUGGGUGUUUAAUAAUGGUACCGUUGGUGGAGAAGAAGUUAACAUGUCUGCCCUUUCACCUUUUAUUCAAGAUGCCCUUGAUGGCAUUGAAUUUGCUAAAGGUUCUCCCUCUUCAAAGUGGGGAUCUGUUAGAGCUUCAAUGGGACAUCCUGAACCAUUCGAUUUCAGAUUUGUUGCUGUUGGAAAUGAAAAUUGUUUUCCUCAUCACGAAGUGCACUAUCAAGGCAACCAUUCUUUAAUUUAUUUUUACUUUAAGUUCUAUGAUGCUAUAAAACGUGCUUAUCCAGAGAUUCGGAUUAUCUCAAAUUGUGAUGGUUCUAAAACGCCAUUAAAUCACCCUGCUGAUCUCUUUGAUUUCCAUAUAUAUCCAAAUAAUUCUAUGGAGAUGUUUUCCAAAUACUCCGUAUUCGACAAGACAUCAAGAUCGGGUCCAAAGGUGUUUGUUAGUGAAUAUGCUGUUGUGAAGGAUGAUGCAAAAAAUGGAACCCUUUUGGCUGCAUUGGCUGAAGCUGCAUUCCUCAUUGGAUUAGAAAGGAACAGUGAUAUUGUUCACAUGGUUUGCUAUGCACCGCUGUUCAUAAAUAAAAAUGGAAGGUAUAGUUGGAUUCCGGAUGCAAUAGCAUUCAACUCCCAUGAAAGCUAUGGAACUCCAAGCUACUGGGUCCAACAACUUUUUAGUGAGUCAAGUGGAGCUAUAUAUCUCAAUUCAACUCUCCAAACUUCAUCUAAUUCAAUUGUUGCAUCUGCAAUUGGCUAUCGAAGUUCCCAAGAUUCCAAAACCUACUUAAGAGUGAAGGUGGUGAAUUUUGGAAGUGAAAUUGAGAAGCUUCGGAUAACUAUUAAUGGAUUGAGCUCCAAUGUGCAACAAUCUAGAUCAACAAAGACAGUGCUCACGUCAUCGAACAAAAUGGAUGAAAAUUCUUUUUCACAGCCAAACAAGGUUGUGCCACGAAAAAGUGCACUUGAGAAUGCUAGCAACAACAUGGUUGUCUCAAUUUCUCCGUAUUCGGUUACAUCAUUUGAUUUAUUAGUCGUAUAAGACAACCAAGCCAUGCUUUAAUUCCAACAUGAAUGGAACAUGAAUGGAAUUAGGCGAAGCAAAGACGGAUAAAUAGUCUUUAAAUAAAGAUAUUUGAUCUUGUCUAUUAAAUAGAUUAUUAUGUAUUAAAUU
This is a messenger RNA of Arachis stenosperma, 2030 nucleotides long. RefSeq names its product alpha-L-arabinofuranosidase 1-like. Gene Ontology annotation, biological process: L-arabinose metabolic process. The transcript has 17 exons. Gene Ontology annotation, molecular function: alpha-L-arabinofuranosidase activity. The record is from RefSeq and is a predicted model, not a curated record. Lineage: Eukaryota; Viridiplantae; Streptophyta; Magnoliopsida; Fabales; Fabaceae. The coding region runs from base 6 to 1898 and encodes 630 amino acids.